CGUCCGAGUCGAGUGGGGAUUUAAUCGGCCUCUGGGGCCAAACACGCUUUAGUUUUGUUUACGCGCUAGUGGCGUGCACUUGCCACUUCCCUUCCUUUCCCCAUUCUUUCUCGUUCUGUUUUGGUCUCUUGCUAAUUUAGUUAUUGCAUAAAAAUAGAAAAGUUUUCCCCACGCUGCUUAAUGACACGCGUGUGUCGCAUCUAGUUGAGAGAUUGUGUCAAACAUAACGCACGAAAUCCCCCAAUACACAAUGACAUCCACAGUGGCUGAGGCGGGUGUGGCGGGUGGAGCAGGCGUUGAUGGAAAACAAAUUGAGCAACAUGAACAGGAACCGAUGGAUGUGCGCAUCGAUAUGCCGUGGGGUUAUGUGGUAGGCCGCUGGUACGGCAAUCGACAGGUACGUCCCAUACUGGCCCUCCACGGCUGGCUGGACAAUUUAGGGACGUGGAACGAGCUGCUGCCGCUGCUGCCCACACACCUGGGCGUGCUCUGCAUUGACCUGCCCGGCCACGGCUACUCCUCGAAGCUGCCCGAGGGGAUUGCCUACCACUUUGUGGACUACCUGUGCGUGAUCCUGCGCAUCAUGGAGGAGUACGGCUGGCAGAAGGUGUCGCUAAUGGCCCACUCCAUGAGCGCCAUGCUGUGCUUCGUGUUUGCCUCGCUCUAUCCACACCGCAUGGACCUGCUCAUCAGCGUGGAUAUCGUGAAGACGCGCUACCGCAAGCCGGCCUCGCAGAUUGAUUACCUGCGCACCAACAUCGAGGGCUACAUGCUGGAGGACGAGCGCUUCGCCAAUGCCAAGCGACAGGAGCCACCCUCCUACACCUACGCGGAGCUGGAGCAGGUGCUGCACAAGGGCUCCGAGAGGUCGGUGCUGCUCGAGAACUGCCACCACAUACUCGAGCGGAAUGUGGCCAAGUCCACCAAGUACCCGGACAAGUAUUUCUUCAGCCGCGACGGACGCUGCAAAUACUACAACGAAUUCCACACGAGUCCCCCCUUUGCCGCAGAGCUGGCGCGCACCAUCCGCAAUGUGCCGUACUGCGUGAUCAAGGGCUCCGAGUCGAACUUCAUCGAUGAGCAGAGCGACGAGGUCAUUGCCAUUCUGCGCGCGAACAAUCCACACUUUGAGCUGCACGAAGUGCAGGGCACCCAUCAUGUGCACCUCAACAAUGCCGCCGGUGUGGCGGCCAUCAUCAAUCCGUUCAUCAUGCGGCACCGGCCGCCGCAGCUGGAAACGUGGACGGUGGACAGCGACCAGAGCGAGGAGCUGCCUGACACCAUCAAGGAGUUUAAGCUGGCAGUGGAGGACUCAGAGAAUGUCAAGCGGAGAAAGAGAAAAAGUAACCUAUAGCUGCUGUCGGCAUCUCUGAUUUGCAGCGCGAAAAGAGUAUUUUGUGAGAUUUCUACAUGCAUACAUACAUUACAUAUGUACA
Molecule: messenger RNA, 1436 nt
Organism: Drosophila obscura
Lineage: Eukaryota; Metazoa; Arthropoda; Insecta; Diptera; Drosophilidae
Product: probable serine hydrolase
Exons: 2
Coding region: 251-1354 (367 amino acids)
Source: RefSeq, a predicted model, not a curated record